AUGUCUGCCAACUACAUCAACAACUACUGGGCGCAAAAACAGCAUUCUGUGGCGACUGCGUAUCCAACCGCGACUCCUAUUUCUGUCAGCCCUUUGGGGCUCCAAAUAGCACUUGGUCAGACCGACGCUUUCGCCAUGACCAUCAUACUCGUGAUGAUAUAUUGGAUAUUCGGAAGUUUUUCACUAUCGGUUCUCAUGAACGAGCCCAAAAGUUUUCUCUCGAAUUUGGCACCGCAAAUCAAGAAUAAGAGGAGCUACCUGUUCCACGUUUUGGCACUUCUUAUUUGCUUCCCUAUUCUUGCGUUGCUGUGGCCUGUCUUGCUCGCCGUAGAGCUUUACAGGGCGACUCAAAAACAGCGAGAUGAGGAUGGGACAGAAGAUGCCGUAAGGGCAUGCCUACUUGACGGAACAUUGCGGCCUCUACCAUACCUCGAUGAUCAAAACCAGCAGAGCUGGAUCAUAAAUGCACACGGGGAUGAGAUGAUCGCCCAAUUGACUUGA
Truncatella angustata is the source of this 501-nucleotide messenger RNA. RefSeq lists its product as uncharacterized. The record is from RefSeq and is a predicted model, not a curated record. Bases 1 to 501 code for a protein of 166 amino acids. The transcript has a single exon. NCBI's taxonomy places the organism in Eukaryota, Fungi, Ascomycota, Sordariomycetes, Amphisphaeriales, Sporocadaceae.